This is a messenger RNA of Ruditapes philippinarum (Manila clam), 2168 nucleotides long. RefSeq lists its product as uncharacterized. The coding region runs from base 207 to 2168 and encodes 653 amino acids. The transcript is spliced from 8 exons. The record is from RefSeq and is a predicted model, not a curated record. Gene Ontology annotation, molecular function: RNA binding. Lineage: Eukaryota; Metazoa; Mollusca; Bivalvia; Venerida; Veneridae.
ACAUGUACAUGUACAUCCAUAUUUAGAUACAAGAACAAGGUAGUAGUAGGCAAGACCCACAGCAUACAGGAGGCCCAGAACCACCAAAAAGACAACAGAUACCAGGAGCAGGUCAUCAAAAUUUACAACAGUAUGCUUGGCCGUCUGGCCCCUAUGGAGCAGUGUCAGGAUUUUAUCAUAAUAUUCCUGGUAGUUGGGAUCCAAAUAUGAAUCAAGGUGGUAUGCAGGGUCAUUUUCCAGGUCAACAACCUAUGCCUGGUAAUGAGCAACAGCAAGGUCAUGUUCCACAACAAGGUCAUGCACCACAUCCUGGUCAAGGUCAUGAUCCACUGAGAGGUCAAGGUCAUGGUCAAGGGAUGAGAUUUCCAUUUGGACCUGGUGGACCUGGACAGAUGCCUCAUGGUUUUCCUCCUGGGUAUCCAAUGUUUCGCAUGCCAACUCCGGAUCAAAAUAAUCCCCAAGGUGGACAUAAUAUGCCUUUUAUGCCAGGAUUUCCUAUGAUGUUUGACCCUCAGUCAGGACAGUAUUUCCAAGCUCCAGGAUUUCCAGGAAUGCAACUGCCUCCAGAAUCACAUAGACAUUCACCAGGAAAUCAGCGCGGACCUCCUCCACCAUACAAUGGACAACAAUCAACAGAGGUCAAGUCACCCAGAGGUGACCAUAAUGAUGGUGAAGGAAGUCAGGCUGUAGCAGACCAGGAUUUAGAGUAUGAAAAAAAUCAGGCUAAACUUAACAGAGAACAACAGUCCAUGAAUUAUGAAGAAGAGGAACCAGCAGACCCCGAGCCUGAAAACAGGGAACCAUCUGAACCAGAAACGCCCGAGGAGAACCAAACAAAAAUAGUUGUAAGCAAUCUACCAUCAACAGCCCAUGAUGAAUACUUACAGAUGUUUUUUGAGAAUAAACGGAAGUUCAAAGGAUGUGAUGUUUAUAGUGUUGAAAUGGAUGAAGAUGGGACAUCCGCCAUUAUUGAGUUUGAGACACCAGAUGCUGUAGAUAUUGUCCUGAGCAAAUGUCCACUAAAGAUGAUGGGACGAGAAGUUGAAAUAUCAAAGUUCGAGCCACCUCCACCGGUUUUAUUAUGCACCGUAGAAGUGACCGGACCGUGUAGUGUGGUAAGCGAAGAUCAUCUUGAGAUGCUAGAAAUGUACUUUGAAAAUUCAAAACGAUCCGGAGGUGGUGACGUUGUUGAUAUUGAGUUUGAUACAGUAAAUAACAUGGUCCUUGUCACAUUUGACAGUGAAGACGUUGCACAGAGUGUUGCAGAGAAAGGAAGGCAUGUUAUAAAGAAUGAGAAACUCAAUGUUAAAGUGCACAUUCCGUCCAAAAAGUCUAAAAAACCAGAUGACAUGGAGGAGGAAAAGCAAGCGGAGGAAGAGACUGAGUCACCUAAUACAAUUAAAGUAAAAGGCAUUAACAAAUCUGCAUCGAGAGAUACAGUGGAGUUUUAUUUUGAGAAUUCCCGGAGAUCAGGAGGAGGUGAAAUAGAGACCAUUAAAAGUGAUGACGAGGACGAAGAUGUCCUUUAUAUCACGUUUAAAUCAACCGAGGUGGCUGUAAGUGUAUCGAAGAAAAGUCACAAACUGGAAGGAAAAUCAUUAAAUGUUGCCCUGUAUGUACCCCCUGUAGCACCUCCAUCAUAUGAAAACAAAAUUCUGCUUAAAGGAUUACAAGCCAGUACAACUCAAGAUUGUUUGUUUAACUUUAUCGAGGCGAAAUCUGGAUGCGUGCCAGAAACAAUGGACUAUCAUUCUGAACAAGAGGGUGUUGUCAUGAUUACCUUUAGUGAAACACCAGACUUCAAAAAAUUAGAGAGUGCAUUUGAUAAAUAUAAACUGGAAGGAGCAUCACUGAAGAUAUGUGCUGUACCAAUAUCAAACUGUAUUAUUGUUGCAAAUUUGGCCUCUGAAGUCACCAAAGACACCAUUGAGUAUUACUUUGAAAACAAAAGAAAGAGUGGUGGUGGACAAGUUGAUAAAGUUGUGAUGAAUGAUGAUGACACAUGUCUUGUAUACUUUUCUGAUUUCACAGUGAUUGACGACGUGUUAGAAAAAGAACAUACACUCAGUAAACAGCUACUUGAUGUAAAGAGAUAUCAGGAAUGCCUUGGGUCUCCUGGAGGGCGAAGUAGCGAGAGAGUAUUACGCCUUCCAAGACCUUGUUCUUAA